GCUGCAACCAAAGAGAUGUUCACUCUGAAAAGAGACCUUUGAGUCUGUCCAGAGUUCGCCAGCUAGAGAGCAGGUGUUUAUACCCCACAGCAGAAGCUGAGAAGCAGUAAAAAGCUUGCUUCUCUCCACUGCCCACGAAAUGUAUUGCUCAGAAAGGAAACUCUUCAGUCAAAUCUUACGUCUCCUGGCAGUGGGAACCAUGAUGCUGUUUGCCACGGUGGUACUGAAAUAUGCCUCUUGGGAGUGCCAGUUCGGUGAUCUGGGCAAAGACACCAAAGAUCCGCAGACUCAACUCUGCAAGGACCAGCUCUACCAGUCUCUGAGACUCUCUCCCAAGAACGACAUCAACUGCUCGCAGCUCACCAGAGGAGAUGCCAAAGCGGUCCAGGAAGCCCUUCUGCGGAGGCUGCAAAAGAAAAACCAGAAGGUCUCCUUAACUGAGAGAGAUUACUUGGCCAUGACCCAGAACUGUGGCAUCUUCAAAGAAAGCAGGAGAUUUAUCCAAUUCCCGCUGAGCAAAGAGGAAGAAGACUUCCCCAUCGCUUAUUCCAUGGUGAUCCAUGACAAGAUUGAGAUGUUUGAAAGAUUGUUACGGUCCAUCUACGCCCCUCAGAAUGUGUACUGUGUCCACGUAGACAGGAAGGCCCCUGAACUUUUCAGAGAGGCAGUUCGAGCAAUCGCCUCCUGCUUUGAGAAUGUCUUUAUAGCAACUAAACUGGAGCAGGUAGUGUAUGCUUCUUGGUCCAGGGUCCAAGCCGAUCUGAACUGCAUGGAAGACCUCCUGGCGAGCAAGGUUCCAUGGAAGUACCUACUCAACACCUGUGGGACGGACUUCCCUAUCAAGACCAACGCAGAGAUUGUCCGUGCCCUGAAAGCUUUGAACCAGCAGAAUAAUAUGGAAUCAGAGAGACCGUCUUCCGGUAAAAUGGCACGUUGGAAAUAUCACCACGAAGUGAAGGAUUCUGUGUUUUGGACCAAUACCGAGAAGAGCCCACCUCCGCACAGCUCCCCCAUGUUCUCCGGCAAUGCAUAUAUCGUGGUCACAAGGGAGUUCGUGCAACAUCUGUUUGAAGACCCUACGGCAAAACAGUUCCUAGAGUGGAGCAAGGACACUUACAGUCCAGAUGAACACCUCUGGGCCACUUUGCACCGGAUGCCGGGAGUGCCGGGGUCAGUGUCUUCCAACGACAAGUACGAUCUCACGGACAUGAAUGCCAUUGCAAGGCUGGUGAAGUGGUCCUAUUUAGAGGGGGAUGUUGGCAAAGGGGCCCCGUACCCUCCCUGCACAGGGGUCUCCCAGAGGGCGGUGUGUGUCUACGGCGUGGGUGACCUCCACUGGAUCAUCCAUCAGCGUCAUCUCAUAGCCAACAAAUUUGAUCCCAUGGUGGAUGAAUCUGCCAUACAGUGUUUGGAAGAGUAUCUGCGGUACAAGGCGAUCUACGGGAAGGAGCUCUGAUGGGCAUUCAAGCCUGUUCACCAAAAAGGGGACGAUCUAGAACCUGACAGCAUUUCAUACGCAGCUCAAUCCCCGUCGUACUCUAACAGCGGUGGUCACUUCUGAUCAGGACUGAAAUGGUGAGAUUUUAACGAGUCAAUGGAUGUCGCAAAGAGCAAGGUAGGGCAUGGGGGGGGGCACAGGAGAGCACCUUGCAAAAUGCCGUUUCAUCGGGAUCAACUUUUGUACACAAAGAAAGAAGCAAUGUGUCACUCACUCGGCCUCUGCCAUCAUUCCCCCUUGUCUGUUCAAUGUGCACACGUAGUAGAAGCAUGCAACAAGGCGGAGAGCCAUGAUUCUGCUCCUCUGCCAUGGGUUCCCUGUCGGAAACUGCUAAAGCUGCACGCAGCAUCACUUUCUGGAAUCCAGGAAUGAGCUGCUAAGAAAAUAAGGGGCUGUCAUUUCUGAAUGUGUGCCUACAAAAUUGUUACACUCUUCCUUGAGCCGUAGGGGUGUUCAGGGCUUUGUGUUUGUUUUGUUUAAAACAAAGCCGGUUUGUUUGAGAUGAAGAAAAAACUGGGAAUAAAUAGAUACCUUGCCUGCGAGGACUGGUCUUUAAAGUUCCUCCAUUCUUUGAGGACCCUCAGUGUCCCCCCUGAGGCUAUUUUUUCACCUCGCUGCAACGUGCUUCGCCUUCACGGCUACUUCUCCAACUGCUAAGCUGUUUGUCAGUCCCCUCUGCUCUCCAGCUCAAGAACGCAGAGAGUGCAACCGACAGACAGUAGCCAGCAGCCAUCAAAAACUAGCCAGUCAAGAAUGCAAACUUGUCCUAGUAAACGCGAUCAGACGAGGUAGCGUUAUAUAGGUUCCAGCUACAGAAAAGGCUAGAGAACAGGAGAUGCCCCAAGAAGGCACUUGCAAACAGUGCCUGGACUAGCCAAGGGAGACAUGUGAAAACUUUUUAAAAAGUUUAUAUUUCCAGUUCUGGGGGAAGGGUUGGCGGGGGCGGGGGGAGAGAUGUUGAGUAAUCUUCCUUUUUGAUGUAAAAAGAGGUUGGACCAGGGAAGAUAAACAGAUAGGCUGCAGAAGGCAGCCAAAACCUGAAGCUUUGUGGGUAAGGGGUGCCAUCUUUUCCUGAAAGAACUCUCAAGUGUUCAACAGGCAGAACUUCAACAGGUAGAUAUGCCCCCACCUUUGCACUGCAUUGCUGUGCUGGAAAAGGUAGGAUUAGUGUAAGAGGAGUCCCCAUGUGAGAAGGGGGGCGACUGCAACGAGCGCUUCUAAGGCUUUGGAAUGGAUGGCUUUUGGAGGCGUCUCCAAAGCAGCACGCCUUCCUGGUGUGUUUCGCACCUUUCUAAUUUGGUGAGGAGGACAGGGAAUAAAGGCGGCCCAGUUUCAUGGGUCCCCUGAUCCAGAUCACUUAAGUCGAUGCUGGCUUCAUGGCCCCCAAUCCUGACAAGUGGGUGCUAAGCACUCUCUCGGAUAACCCCCCUCCCCUCAUAAACCUCAUGCACUUUACCAGCGGAGGGGAAGGAGGAAUAACUUAAACUAGUCUAGGUCUGUAGUGUAGUGUAGAUGUCCUGGGCUGACACAAGAAAUAUUCCUUGUUAAGGGUUUUCUGUCAAUUGCUGCUACAAUAUUGUGUAGUUAUAUGAUCUACAAGAUAUUAUGCGGAUAUGGAGGUGUUCCACCCAUUUUUACAGACGUAUACACGUUUCCAUAAAUGUAAAUCAAGGGCAAAUGUCUUAGGUUUUGUGUUAUUUCUUAUUUAUCAACUUUUAUUUUGUAAAAUUGUAAGUCUGGAUUUAGCUAAGCUCACUCUACAAACAAUGUACAAUAAACUAACAUAACCUCA
This is a messenger RNA of Eublepharis macularius, 3290 nucleotides long. RefSeq names its product glucosaminyl (N-acetyl) transferase 3, mucin type (gene GCNT3). The transcript has a single exon. The record is from RefSeq and is a predicted model, not a curated record. NCBI's taxonomy places the organism in Eukaryota, Metazoa, Chordata, Lepidosauria, Squamata, Eublepharidae. Gene Ontology annotation, cellular component: membrane. Gene Ontology annotation, molecular function: acetylglucosaminyltransferase activity. Bases 140 to 1456 code for a protein of 438 amino acids.